Messenger RNA from Psammomys obesus (fat sand rat), 2477 nucleotides. RefSeq names its product glucagon receptor (gene Gcgr). Lineage: Eukaryota; Metazoa; Chordata; Mammalia; Rodentia; Muridae. The transcript has 13 exons. The record is from RefSeq and is a predicted model, not a curated record. The coding region runs from base 367 to 2259 and encodes 630 amino acids. Gene Ontology annotation, cellular component: plasma membrane. Gene Ontology annotation, molecular function: peptide hormone binding; glucagon receptor activity. Gene Ontology annotation, biological process: adenylate cyclase-activating G protein-coupled receptor signaling pathway; cell surface receptor signaling pathway.
GUGUGACUGCAAUAGUUUCACCCAGGAGCCAGACAGAUGGGGUUAAGUAAGAGACUUAAUCCUUCCGGAAGGUCAGGACUGGAACCUGAACGUGGGACCCCAGGACAGAGGACAGUGGAGGAGAAAGGGCAGGAUGAGUCACACCCGCUCGCUAGUUCCCCUGGGGAGCUCGGACCACCAGGAUCAGCACCUGCCGGGUCAAGAUUCACCCACGGAGGUCUCUGAGGUCCAGGGUGUGCACGAUUGGAUCCGCGGGGUUACACACACCCGGUGAGGGUCCCGGGAAGGGACCCGUGGGGUCGGAGUCCGGGUCAGGGCCUGUGCUGGGCUCUGUGUGCCAGAAGGGAGGGGGAACGGGCGCGCAGGAUGCAAAUCUGCAGAGCAAGCGAUGCGCAGAAGAGAUACCGGGUGACUCCGAGAGGGUCUGAGGCUCGGCAGGUCAGGCGCGGACCCUUGCUCCCCCUCCCCCGCCGCCGCUCCCGCCCCCGCCCCUCCCCCGCCGCCGCCGCCCAGCGUCGCUGCCGGAAAGUUUGCGAGCGGCUGGCGCGGAGCCGGCGCCGACCCCGGUGGCGCGCGGCGGAGAGCAGCAGCCGGCGGCGCCCAGAGUUGAGCGCUGUCGAGGACCACGAGCGGCGCAGCCCAGCCCCGGAGCACGCCCGAGGAGGACUGCGCAUACCCCAAGGAGCCAGGCGCUCAUCCCCUGCCAUAUGUGGGGGCUGGCUACCCAGAGGCAUGCCCCUCACCCGGCUCCACUGUGCCCACCUGCUGCUGCUGUCAUGGCUGGCACGAGCACCCUCAGCCCAGGUGAUGGACUCCCUGUUUGAGAAGUGGAAGUUCUACGGUGACCAGUGCCGCCACAACCUGAGCCUGCUGCCUCCGCCCACCGAGCUAGUGUGUAAUAGAACGUUCGACAAGUACUCCUGCUGGCCCGACACACCUCCCAAUACCACAGCCAACAUUUCCUGCCCCUGGUACCUGCCUUGGUACCACAAAGUGCAGCACCGCCUGGUGUUCAAGAGGUGUGGGCCUGAUGGGCAGUGGGUCCGAGGGCCACGGGGGCAGCCGUGGCGCGACGCCUCCCAGUGUCAGCUGGACGAGGAAGAGGUCGAGGUCCAGGUCAGCUCUGGAGGGCAGUGUCACACGGGGCUGGGCGGGGCUUGGGGGGGCACUGCCCAGCCCCGCUCUGCUCCUGGUUUGCAGAAGGAGGUGGCCAAGAUGUACAGCAGCUACCAGGUGAUGUACACUGUGGGCUACAGCCUGUCCCUGGUGGCCCUGCUCCUCGCCCUGGUCGUCCUGCUGGGCCUCAGGAAGCUGCACUGCCUCCGGAACUAUAUCCAUGCGAACCUCUUCGCAGCCUUUGUGCUCAAGGCCGGCUCUGUGCUGGUCAUCGAUUGGCUGCUCAAAACACGCUACAGCCAGAAGAUUGGAGAUGACCUCAGCGUGAGCGUCUGGCUCCGUGAUGAGGCGGUGGCCGGCUGCCGAGUGGCCACGGUGAUGAUGCAGUACGGCAUCAUAGCCAACUACUGCUGGUUGCUGGUAGAGGGCGUGUACCUGCACAGCCUGCUGAGCCUUGCCACCUUCUCCGAGAAGAGCUUCUUUUCCCUUUACCUGGGUAUUGGCUGGGGUGCACCCUUGCUGUUCGUCAUCCCCUGGGUGGCGGUGAAGUGUCUGUUUGAGAACGUCCAGUGCUGGACCAGCAAUGACAACAUGGGCUUCUGGUGGAUCCUGCGAAUCCCUGUCUUCCUGGCUAUACUGAUCAAUCUCUUCAUCUUUGUCCGUAUUCUUCACCUGCUUGUGGCCAAGCUCCGAGCCCGUCAGAUGCACUAUGCGGACUACAAGUGCCGGCUCGCCCGGUCCACGCUGACCCUCAUCCCCCUGCUGGGUGUGCACGAGGUGGUCUUUGCCUUUGUGACUGAUGAGCACGCCCAGGGCACGCUGCGCUCCACCAAGCUCUUCUUUGACCUCUUCCUCAGUUCCUUCCAGGGUCUGCUGGUAGCUGUUCUCUACUGUUUCCUCAACAAGGAGGUGCAGGCAGAACUUCUGCGGCGCUGGAGGCAAUGGCAAACAGGCAAAGCCCUUCAGGAGGAAUGGCUGGCCAGCAGCCAUGGAAGCCACAUGGCUCCAGCAGGGCCCAGUCGCAGUGACCCCUGUGAGAGACUUCAGCUUGUGAGUGCAGGCGGCAGCAAUGAUACUGGCCGUGAGCCCUCUGUGGGGACCUCCUUGGCCAGCAGUCUCCCAGGGCUGGCUGACACAGGAUAACCCAGAACCAGAUGCCUGCCCAAGGCUGCAGAGACAAAGCAGCGAGACAGCAGCUUGUACUGUCCACACUCCCCUGACCUGUCCUGACCCUGGUACAGGCCACAUUGAUGGGGUGGGGGUCAGAUGCAAUGGAGAAGCCACGCUAUGAACUGUGGGUGUUCCCAUGUGUGUUGACAUGUGCACAGAUACAUGACCUUCAGUAAAGAGCUCAGUUAGUA